AUGACAUCUGCCAGAGAAAGAUUGGCAAUGUUACAUUCACAUAUCAAAGACAAUUCCAAUAUAAAAGUACUGGCUGAGUUUCCAGUGUUAGUUAAAAGUGAAAGACAAAAGUAUUUGAAUAGUAACUUUCAAUCUGUUCCAGGCAGUUCAAAUUCAUCCAAUUUUGCAUCAACAGUUAUGAGACCAAUGAGUAAACCCAUAAUGUCUAUUUCUUCCACUACAAGUAACACUAGUAUAUCUCAAUGCAGUCUCCCACAAGAUUAUGUUGAAGUUUGCAAUAGUACCUCCAAAUUCAUACCCCCAACGACAAAGUCAUUCUCAAAUCUGGAAUUUGAUGAUAUUUGUGCUAAAGUGGACAAGAAGUUGAGGUUAUUGUUAGGAAGUAAUAAUCCCAGUGACUCUUACAUAUUAUCUGGAGGUGAGAGUUUGGGAUGGGAAAUUUUAGGCCAAAACAUAGUUCAAUCAUUAGAAGAUGAUAUAUUAUGCAUAAGUACUGGUGCUUACUCGAAACAAUUUGCUAAGCACUUACUAAAUUACGUGGAAUCUGAAGACAGAAAUAUUACUGUUCUAGAGGCAAAUAUAGGAUGUACUGUUCCUUUAGAAUUAAUUAAAAAUGAAUUAACGAAAAGGUGUUAUGGAAUUGUGGCCUUGACUCAUACCGACAAUUCAACAGGAGUUGUGACAAACAUUAAAGAAGUUUCACAACUAAUAAAACAAAUUUCUCCAAACACUUUAAUUGCUGUGGAUGCUGUUUAUUCGGCAGGAGUUGAAGAAAUAGAUGUUGAAAAUUGGGGAAUAGAUUUCACAUUGAGUACUUACAAAAACACCGUAUUGACUACUGAAGUUUUAUCAUAUAUUUUGCUAUCAUCACGAGUUCUUUCAAAGAUUCCUAAAGGUAUUAUGAAUGGUUCUAACUCGUCAAAUAACUAUAAGAUGCAGUUGGCUUAUUCAAAUGCUAAUUUUCAACUCCUUAACGCCUUGGACUCCUCUCUUUGGCGACUUUUCGGAAUGGAUGAACAACAGGAUAUUUCAAUUGAUAUCUCGAAUAAAAUAAAGUCUGGGUUACUCUCCCGCUUUGCCGAUUAUAAAUCAGCCGCUGAAAAGCUACGUAAAAGUUUGAUUAAUGAAGAGACUGGAAUAAGUGCAAUAUCCCAAGACUGGUCGAAUUGCAGCAAUGGUAUGACAGCAAUGUACUUACCAAAAACUAGUGAAAUAUCAGAAUUAUUGAAAACACUUUGCGAAGAAUGUGAUAUUUCUUUAGUUAAUGGCAUUCAUUCUAGAUUUGCAUCGGAAUACAUCAGCAUUGAGCAUGCAGGGUUCAGGUUUUCUGGUAAUGAUAUCGACGUGGAUAAAGUAGUUGAAAUUAUCAAGAAAGGUUUGACCAACAGUAAAUAA
Debaryomyces hansenii CBS767 is the source of this 1395-nucleotide messenger RNA. RefSeq names its product DEHA2G07854p. Gene Ontology annotation, molecular function: L-alanine:glyoxylate transaminase activity; L-serine:pyruvate transaminase activity. Lineage: Eukaryota; Fungi; Ascomycota; Pichiomycetes; Serinales; Debaryomycetaceae. The record is from RefSeq and is a predicted model, not a curated record. The coding region runs from base 1 to 1395 and encodes 464 amino acids. Gene Ontology annotation, cellular component: peroxisome. The transcript has a single exon.